GGCAUUGCUGGCGUCUCCCUCUCUUCAUGCUUAUUAUCCUUUUCCAUGGAUUUUACACCAACCUGCAGAACAGGAUAGGAGUUUAUCUCUGGAAACAGAUCAAGUACAAGCCACUGUCUGCUGCCCAAUGUGCCGCCAUCAAGGGCAUCCUGCUACACAAAUCAUUGAAAAGCAUCAGACCCAAGACCUUCAUGACAUAUGUGAGCGACCUCCAGAAAUGUCCCUGGGAAUACAACAAGCGGGAGGACAAACUGCUGAAAAAAGCGUUUAGGAAUUGCUGUAACGCGUCUCACUCCAUGAUCAUCAACCAGCAGAAUGCCCCCCUAGGGCAACAACUACAAUAUGAGACAAAUCCCAAGAUGGUGACAGUCAAUGAGAAAAUCUACAACCUCCUCCCAGAAACAUCGCCUUUCACCAAUAAACUCUUCGAUACUUGUGCAGUCGUUGGAAAUGGAGGAAUUUUGCAACACAGUUAUUGUGGAAGUGAAAUCGACAAAAAUGAAUAUGUGUUCAGGUUAAAUUUGCCACCUAUGACAUUAGCAGAAGAUAUUGGAACCAGGUCUGAUCUUGUCACUGCAAACCCAAGUAUCCCACUAAGAAGGUAUCAGAAGCUCCAAGAGAGUAGGAAACCAUUCGCUGAGCACUUAAAAAACUACGGCUCUGCAAUAUUUCUCUUACCGGCUUUCGCUUACGUCAGCAGUACGGAUGUCUGCUUCCGGGUAUUAUACACAGUCAGAGACUUUAACUUACCAAACCAAGUGGUGUUUUUCCAUCCGGAAUACCUGAAGAAUCUCUCAAUCUACUGGGGUAACAAGGGAAUAAGGGCCAAGCGUUUGUCUUCUGGGAUCAUGGUGGUUAGCGCAGCAAUUGAGCUCUGCAAGAAGGUCACCCUCUAUGGAUUUUGGCCAUUUCCUCAAGACCUUGAUGGAAACACGAUUCCUCACCACUAUUACGAUGAUAAAGAGCCCUCACCUGGCUUCCACUCGAUGCCUGAUGAAUUUUAUUUUUAUACACAGAUGCACAUAAAGGGGACGAUACAACUCAAAGUCGGGCAGUGCUCCUGA
Molecule: messenger RNA, 1064 nt
Organism: Hyla sarda
Lineage: Eukaryota; Metazoa; Chordata; Amphibia; Anura; Hylidae
Product: alpha-2,8-sialyltransferase 8F-like
Exons: 7
Coding region: 27-1064 (345 amino acids)
Biological process (GO): N-glycan processing; oligosaccharide metabolic process
Molecular function (GO): alpha-N-acetylneuraminate alpha-2,8-sialyltransferase activity
Source: RefSeq, a predicted model, not a curated record